Messenger RNA from Desarmillaria tabescens, 1073 nucleotides. RefSeq lists its product as uncharacterized. The transcript has 6 exons. The coding region runs from base 1 to 1035 and encodes 344 amino acids. The record is from RefSeq and is a predicted model, not a curated record. NCBI's taxonomy places the organism in Eukaryota, Fungi, Basidiomycota, Agaricomycetes, Agaricales, Physalacriaceae.
AUGAUCCUGUAUAGCCAGCGCGCGCGAUCCGCUCCUAAUCCAACUUCCCUCUUUCCCAGCCUCGACGAUGUACGGACUGACGGACCGACAAGCCGCAUUAUCAGCCUCGGAAGAAAGGAAGCAAUGAUGAAAGAACCAACUCUUGCGAGCUUGGAUUCUCUGAAUCUCACUAUCCUUCGUGUCCACUAUGACUGGCUCAUGCAGCAUCUGCAUCUCCGAGCCCGAUACACCUGUCUGUCCGCCGCCACGUAUACUGUUCAGCAUGCCUGGAUAACCAUAUCGCGAGCUAUACCACCAUUGAGCAAGGCGUACAUACCUCUUGGUGCCCAAACUGUCGAGUCCGAUUUCCUCUGGGAGAGCCAGACAGCAACGUCACUCCAUCAUGUUCCACUCAAAUUCAGGCCAUUCAUCACGUCUGCUGUUCGUCGACUCUUCCCAGGCGAGGGAUCCGGCGAACCCGAACCCGAAUCCCGCGGAUCAGAGGGAAUACGCAAAUUGAAGCGUCUACUCAAAUCCAAAUCCAAAGCUAACUACCGACGAAGGAAAGAGAUCGAGCGACUGAAUGAUGCACUGCGCGUGGCAAGGGAUGGGGAACAUAAAGCCAAGGAUGACCGGGCUGUCUGUCAGCGUGAAAAUUACCGCCUGAUGGAUACGCUACGCGUCGCAAGGGAUAGGGAACAGAAAGCCAAGGAUGACCGAGCUGCCUGUCAGCGUGAAAAUUACCGCCUGAUGGAUGAGCUCAGGUCUGAACGUCAGCGUGAUCCAUUGAAGGAGCUGGAUCCGGAUUUGAAAGUCGUAUUUGGCAUUGGGCUUCUAACCGUUGGGGUAAUCAUGAUUUGUUUGAUGGUCAUUGCAUUCAAAGUGAUAAAGAAGAUACCCUUCCAGACUUUAUUCAACUGGUGUAUGAUCUUCCUCCGUCACGCGCUGAAUACGAUGUACCGCCAUUGGGUGGAACAUGGGUACCCUCUCCUCUUACAGUUGUUGGAACAUUGCUCAGACCCGGAAUUGACUGAAGGAAAGGAUGGACAGACAUGAGUAAUUUUUGUACUAGAAACAUCAGAAAAAUGCAGCAG